AUGCAGCCCAAAAUGCCGUACGCACGAGGCCCACUAGCUUUUACGCAAAGAAUACCUACGCCACUCGCGGUGCUUAUUGGCAUCUUCAUCGGCGCUAUGCUCAUGCGGCUAUUCGGCUUCUCGUCGAGCUCGCUACCCAGCAGCGCAUCCACCUGGAAAGGAAGCCAUCUACCAUCGUAUGCCACAGGCGGUGGCGCUAGCUCGAGACACACUGUUCCCCUUCCAUCCCAGGACCAACGUCGACGAGUACUUGAUCUCUUAACCACGCUGUCGCCGCAUUACACGCGUGAAUGUACACGACCUGCCAACCCCCUCUACGCACAGCAAGUGCGCGAGCGAUAUGCACCACUCAUCGGGCAUAAUCCGUCUUCCUCCAAGUCCUGGCUCAGUGGCCUUGGUCUCGGAGGCUUGGACGCUAUGCCUGGACCUAGUCAGGAGGAAGUCAACUACUAUCAGCACAGGCGAGACCUAUCUGGCGGAGAGCACAAAUACUUCUUUGCAAUCAACUUGUACAAUUCAUUCGACAUCAUUCCGGAUCUUUUCGCCACGCUCUUCCGCGUUGGUGCAGUACUGGGGUAUCACAACGUCUUUGUCUCGAUCUACGAAAACGGCUCCUCAGAUCAGACCAAGGCACUACUGCGCGUCUUUGACGCACUCACGCGAAGCGUCGGCAUGCGCUUCGUUAUCCGCACGUCUCAACGAACGCGCGGAGCGUUCAAUCAUCGUAUCGAAUAUCUCGCCGAAGUUCGCAACUCGGCGUUCGUGCCCCUGCACGAACUGCGUGACGCGGAGAACGAGUACUUCGACACCAUCAUCUUCAUGAACGACGUCUUGCCCUGCGUCGAUGAUCUGCUUGAACUCAUCUGGCAAAGCCGCCAUAACAACGCUGGUAUCACCUGCGCGGCAGACUACAUGUUCCACGACGAACUUGGUGCACCCGUAUUCUACGACAACUGGGUAGCGCGCGACAUCAACGGCACGGCUCUUGAGAACGCGCCCUUCGAGCAGGUCUUCCAUCAUUCAGACUCUGCCGAGCGCUUCCAGCGCCAUCUCCCAAUUCAGGUCCAGUCGUGCUGGAACGGUAUCGCCGUUAUGGAUCCUGAACCCUUCUAUACGCCACCGAGCGUCAGGUUUCGUAUGGCGCGGAUUGCCGAUGGAGAAUGUUCGGCAUCUGAGUGUUCACUCAUCUGUAACGAUUACUGGGAGAAGGGCUUUGGGCGCAUUCUUAUGGUACCUCGCGUCAAGCUCGCGUACGACUCGAAAGUCUUCGAUAUCAUACACCCGUCGCGGCGCAACUUAACCUCCAUACGCGGAUACGUGCGCUUGGGAGGCCUUCCCGAUAAUCCGCGAACAGAUCCCCAAGACCGGUCGUGGUUCGGGCCGCACGACCGCUUAUUCACCGAAGAGGAAUCCGAAGCUUUGAGCUUCGUGCCGGGACCGGAGCAUGUCUGGUGUUGGGGAUGGGAUGGCGCUGGUGAUCUGGACGGACCAGACGUCGAUCCUAUUUGGGAGCCUGUCUCGCGCCAGUCAGUGGGACCUGACCCUGUGCAGAUUCGCCACAGGCGAGACUUCAAGGUAUAG
Messenger RNA from Peniophora sp. CBMAI 1063, 1581 nucleotides. The record is from the annotation of a GenBank genome assembly. Lineage: Eukaryota; Fungi; Basidiomycota; Agaricomycetes; Russulales; Peniophoraceae.